AUGGGGAGGAAAGGCGGGGGGCGGAAAGGGUUCAUGAAGGCCGCGAUGGCGCCCGGUGGUGAUCCGGAGCCAGAGCCGCAGGAGGCGUCUGUUCAGCCGGAUGAAGCGGGGGUCGAAGAGGAAAAGGAUGACGGCGCGGCUGCGGAGAGGGAGCCAAGCGCGGAGGUGGAUGCACAGAGUGAGGGCGAGGCGAGCGCUGCUCCGAAGAAGGAGACGUUGGGACAGAUGAAGCAGCGGCACAAGAUGGAGGCCAAGCAGCUGAAGGACCAGGCGAAGAAGAUGGGGAAGAAGGGCAAGGAUCAAGUGAGGAAGCUGGAGGCGGAGAUGCAGGAGCGCCACGAGCGCGAGCUGGCGAGCAUGGAGGGGGGGGACGACGGCGUUGCUGAAGCAAUCGAGGCGAUUGCCUCGACGUCCCUAUACGGCGCCGGAGGGGGUCCAGACGGCCCGAAGAAGCAGAGCAAGGCGAUGAAGAAGCGCGAGAAGCAGCACGCGGAGGCGAAGGCCCGCGACGAGCGCAUCAUCAACGAACUGGACACGCUGGGUGAAACGGAGCGCAUGGCCGAGGGACGCGCCCUCCGCGACGCCCUGGAGCCCAAGGGGCUCAAGAUCCACGACAUCCCAUCGGACGGGCACUGUCUGUACCGCUCCAUCGGCUGCCAGCUCGGCGACAGCGCGACACAGCCCGACCACUGGGUGUUGCGCAAACAGGCGGCAGCGUGGAUCCGCGAGCACCCGGACGACUUCCUGCCGUUCAUCGCGGAGGACGACGCCGCGGGCGAGCCCGAGGAGCGCCUGGAGACGUACUGCAACGAGCUGGAGAGCACUGCAGCCUGGGGAGGCCACCUGGAGCUCCUGGCACUGUCAUGCAGCCUGAAACGCAAGAUCGUGGUCCACAGCGCGUCGGCGCCGGAGGUGCACGUCGGCGAGGACUUCACGGAGGAGCCCCCGCUGCUGCUGUGCUACCUGCAGCACGCGUUCGGCCUCGGACAGCACUACAACGCCGUCGUGCCUGCGUCGUAG
Molecule: messenger RNA, 1020 nt
Organism: Pedinophyceae sp. YPF-701
Lineage: Eukaryota; Viridiplantae; Chlorophyta; Pedinophyceae
Source: the annotation of a GenBank genome assembly